AUGAUAUCUUGCUUCUUUGCUAUAAUUGACAAUUGCAACCAAACACGAUUUGUUGCAACUGUUUUACUUGAAGAUGAAACAGAGGAUAGUUUUAUUUGGACAUUAAAAAUGAUCAAAAAGGGAACAGAAAAUUUAAUACCAAGAGUUGUAUUCACUGAUUCUGAUCCAGCAAUGGCUAAUGCAAUAUCUUUAGAAUUUUCAGAUUCUAUUUAUUGUUUAUCAGGUGCAAAUAGCACUCAACAAGUAAAAAGUCUUAAUCAAAAAAUUCAUGAUUGCAUUAAAUCGAAUUCAUCACUUUUAAUGCUGGUAAAGGAAAUUCAAAAAGUACUUAAUAAGGAAUUGGAGUAUACAAGGGUAAAGGAAUAUAAAGAUCAAAUUCUAACAGUUAGCCUUGCAACUGUUUCUAAAACUUAUUUUAAUUCAAUUGAAAAGAUUUUAUCACAAUACCUUAUGCCAGCAAUAGUAUUUGCUGUUUGUAAACAAAUGCAAGAAUGUUUUUAUUAUAAUUGUAUUAAAAUUGAUAUAACAACUAUCAAUUCUAUGAUACAAGAACAAGCAAAUAUCGAUUAUAAUGAAGGAAUUCGUGAGGAUAAUUAUAAAGUUAUCAAGAUUCAUAUUGCUAAUAUUAUAUUAACAACUGGAAAAGAAAAAAUUCAAGAAAUUUGGAGAUUGGUUAUAUCUUGUGGAACUAAAAAUCAUUAUGUUAUAUUAUUAUCAGAUAGAUCACAUCGUUAUACAUGUAAUCUUCUUAUAACUCAUGGAUAUCCAUGUUGGCAUUUUUAUAAAAUCUUACGUUAUUUUACUCAAGCUAAAUGGCAUAUAAGACUUAUUGCAACAUGCUGGUAUAAGGAUGAUAUUAUUGAGAAAAAUACUGAUAUUUGUACUCAACAGAAAUAUGGUCGAGCUCAAGGUAUUUGUCAUAGAUUUAUAUUGGAUAAGCAAAGGAGUCAAGAAAUAGAAAUAGAAAUAGAAGAUGUUGCUAAUAUUAAAAAUCCUAUAAUUACUACAUGA
Messenger RNA from Funneliformis geosporum, 1011 nucleotides. Lineage: Eukaryota; Fungi; Glomeromycota; Glomeromycetes; Glomerales; Glomeraceae. The record is from the annotation of a GenBank genome assembly.